ACUUUCUCAUUCCCUGUAACACAGAUGUUACUGUUGCUUUCAAAUUUGGCGACGUUGCUUACACGAUAGAUGCGAGAGACCUUGUAUUUGGAUUUAGUGAAGAGCUAGGUCCUAACGAUACGCCACUUUGUUACUCUUCCAUUAUGGCUGUAGGAAAAAAUGGUCCAAAGUUCUGGGUCACUGCCAGAAUACUGGAUAAAUUAUUGGAUUCGUUUCGCUGUCAGGAGACUAGAAUCUACUCCGCAAACGAGUCAAAUAAUCCAAGUGAAAAUUCUUCAUAG
This is a messenger RNA of Acaulospora colombiana, 281 nucleotides long. Lineage: Eukaryota; Fungi; Glomeromycota; Glomeromycetes; Diversisporales; Acaulosporaceae. The record is from the annotation of a GenBank genome assembly.